GAAUCUGUUUAUAAUGGAUAUCGGACCAGUAAUGAAACAACAGCAGCUUCAAGAGUAUUUCGAGACAUUUGGAUGCGUUCAAGAAUUGCAUCUGUUUCCAAAUCAAUAUACAGAAAGAACUGGCUACGUUAUCUUUGAGAAUCCUCGUCAUGCUGCCAAUGCAUUGAAGACAGAAAAGUUGCAUUUUGGCAAUAAUCGCUUUUUAAAAGUCCAGCCAAGUUAUAGUUGGCAUCAACCGGAUGCCGAAAAAAUGCCAGAUAAACCGGAAUAUUCGAAGCCCCAUGAGAAAAGUGCUGCCAUAAUGAAACUGAACGAUUAUUGCUUAAGCAAUAUAUUCCGACAAUUAUCGUUAUCUGAUCGCAUUCAACUUGCACGCACCUGUUAUCGUUUUCGAUACAUUUAUGAGGAAAUGUCGCCGAUGCUGGACAAAUCUAUAGAUUUUGAAUUUUUUGCAAAAUUAACUGCGUGGGAAUUGCGUGAUUUUUUUCAACUUUCCGGACGUAAUGUUAAGAAUAUCAAAGGAAGAAUACCACAAGAUCACUUUUUCCUCGUCUGCGUAUUAAUUGGCAAGCAUUGCAUUAAUUUACAGUCAAUGAUAUUGGAAAACGAAAGUGCAACAUUGAACUUAUUUAAAAUUUUUGCAAAUCUAAAUAGUCUUCAAAAUCUGGAAAUACUUGGUUGUGAUCUCAUUGAUGAGAGUUUUAAAGCAAUCCAGCAUUUGAGUCAGCUUAAGAAACUGACUCUUUCCUCUAAUUCUAUGUUAACUGCAAAACAUUUGAAUUAUUUGCCAAAUUCUGUUGAGUCGCUGACUUUAAAAGAGUGUGAUUUUCUGCAGGACCCGGAAUUUUUGAUUAUAAUAUUUGGGAGCCUACCGCUGCUUAAGGAAUUGCACAUACCGGACUUUAUUCCCGAAACUCCGUGUUUCGAGCAGCUUAUCAAAGACAAUUGCUGUGAAUCUUUGGAGUUUCUUUCCAUUGGAUGCGGUGAUCAGAUGCUUCCUGAUUUUAAUCACAUUGCAAGGCUACCAAGUCUUAAGAAACUACACUUGAACAUAUUUCCUGUUUGGGCUUUGGUGCCUCCAAUCCUAAUGACAUGGCUGGUGGAGUAUAAGUUCAAGCAGUUGGAACAUUUUGAACUAGAUCUAUGUGCUGAAAGCUCUAUCACUGCCGAGUUUCUUCCGAUGAUUGGAAAACUGAGCGCAUUGCGUACGCUGGGCUUGAUGUACUGCGAUGCGAUCACCGAUCGCGGAUUAGAGGAACUAUUUACCCUGCAAGAUUUGGCAGAAAUCAAUAUCAACCUUAGUAGGAAUGUCACGGAUAAUGGUGUACUCCGACUGAUCCUUGCCUGUCCCAAACUGCAGGUGCUAAAUCUGGAAUAUUGCGAGAAACUCACCGAUAAGCUUCUUCAUGACAUUAUUUUGAAUCUACAAGAUAAUCAAAAAAAUCGUCCACUUCCCAUUAAACUAUUAAUGUUCGGCACCAAAGUCAAUGAAUCUAACCUACUUAAUUCGAAUGUGGCUGCCAGAAAUAUAAUAGAUGUAAUUUUUUAAGUACGUUAUAAGAGAGAACUCUACAUUUUAAGAUUAAAACAAUU
This is a messenger RNA of Drosophila innubila, 1593 nucleotides long. RefSeq lists its product as uncharacterized. The coding region runs from base 14 to 1549 and encodes 511 amino acids. The transcript has a single exon. The record is from RefSeq and is a predicted model, not a curated record. Lineage: Eukaryota; Metazoa; Arthropoda; Insecta; Diptera; Drosophilidae. Gene Ontology annotation, molecular function: RNA binding; protein binding. Gene Ontology annotation, biological process: SCF-dependent proteasomal ubiquitin-dependent protein catabolic process. Gene Ontology annotation, cellular component: SCF ubiquitin ligase complex.